Messenger RNA from Epinephelus moara (kelp grouper), 2984 nucleotides. Its product is annotated as dynein axonemal assembly factor 5-like. Gene Ontology annotation, molecular function: dynein intermediate chain binding. NCBI's taxonomy places the organism in Eukaryota, Metazoa, Chordata, Actinopteri, Perciformes, Serranidae. Gene Ontology annotation, cellular component: cytoplasm. The record is from RefSeq and is a predicted model, not a curated record. The coding region runs from base 7 to 2544 and encodes 845 amino acids. The transcript is spliced from 13 exons. Gene Ontology annotation, biological process: outer dynein arm assembly; inner dynein arm assembly; cilium movement.
GUCAAGAUGGCAGCUAUGGCGGCUGGAGACGAGCAUGCUUCCUCUGAAGUUUUGAGAGGAGUCGCCCGACAUUUAAACUGUCUGAACGAAGACAACAAAGCGACACGAAAGAGAGCUCUGGAGCUUAUCAAGAGGGAGACCUUAGAUAAAGGACUGUCCGGCAGCGUCCUACAGGAGGUCUUCUCUGCCCUCCUCAAGUCUCUCCUCAAAUGCCUGUCAGACCCCAUGGAGAGAUGCAGAGAGACAGCGAUAACGAUGAUAACAGAGUUUAUUCGCUGCGUCCCAAAGCCGGAGGAGUCGCUGCCUUACCUCAUGCCGUGCCUGGCUCAGAGGCUCGGGGAGAAGGAGAUCCUGGAGCCGGCGGAGGAGCUCCGGCUGUCGGCCGUGGAGAUGUUGACUCUGACGGUGGAGGUGUGCGGGAGGCAUUUAGCGCCGUAUCUGAACGACGUGAUCAACAUACUGCAGAGGACCGUCGUCGACCCUUUCCCUGAUGUCAGGAGAGAAAGCUGCAAAUGCACCGUAACCUUUGCAAAGUGUGUGCCAGAGCACUUCCACAUGCAGGCUGAGAGUCUGGUCAAGCCUCUCAUGCAGACGAUUGCUCAUCAACACUCGCGGGUACGAGUGUCUGUCAUCGAAGCCACCGGGGCUGUCAUUCAGCACGGCACUGGCAAGAAUGUGGACGACGUGCUCUCUCACCUGGCACAGAGGCUGUUUGACGACUCGCCACAGGUGAGAAAAGCUGUGACUGCAGUUGUUGGCGAUUGGCUGCUUUACAUGAGAGACAGAUACUCUUAUUUCCACAAACUCAUCCCACUCCUGCUGAGCAGCAUCAAUGAUGAGAUCCCAGAAAUAAGACUUCUAGCAGCUGAUUUAUGGAAGCAGGUAGGCGCCCAGUGGGAGAAGGAGAACGAGGAAGAAAUCAAGGACAAGCUGGACUUUCUCCUCACCCCACCUCCCUUUUACCCAGCAGGAGUGGAGCGUCCAGGGCUGGGCUGCAGAGAGCUCGUGGUGAGAAACCUGGGUAAGCUGGUGCCGGCCAUUGCCCACGACGUAACUGACUGGCUGGUGCCCACACGUGUCAGGACCUCUCAGCUGCUCUCCGUGCUGCUGCUCCAUGCCGAGGACCACAGCACCCAGCAUCUACAGCCUCUCCUGGCCACCCUGUACCGCGCCUGCACAGACUCAGAGAGGGAUGUGGUCAGCAAUUGCCUGGCAGCUGCUAAACUGCUGGGGACCUUUGUCCCUCCUGUUGUCCUCCUCAAGCUGCUGCUGGAUCACAUGACAGCGCCCUCUUCUUCCUCCCACCCCUGGGCACCCCUCAUGGUGCUGGCUGCAGUGCUGGGAGGCUGCUCCAAACCCCUCCUGAAACCACAUCUCGGACAAAUCGCCAACACGCUGGCCCAGCCUGACGUCUGCCAGGAAUAUCAACAGGUCUUGUACUUGGAGCAGCUGUUGGCCUGCGUGGACGUGCUGCUGCGUCAGUGUGAGUCAGACCCCGGCUCAGUCAGCCUGCAGCUGCUGCAGGUGCUGGUCACUGUCCAGAGCCUCUCCCCCGAGCCGCAUAUCAGCGAAAAGGCCUUGGAGAAUGUGCAGUUCUUGUGUAAGGUGCAAGGCCUGGACUCUGCGGAGCUCUAUAGACAACAUAUGGGCCAGCUGCUGGACUGGCUGUCUGCCUCUGUCAACACCUGGUCCAGUUACUCCCCACAGAGACUUCGACUGCAUAUCAUAGUCAUACAAUCAGGUCCAGUGAUCGGGGAGUUUGUCAGCCAGUUGAUGCCUCUGCUGUACAGCUGCCUUCAACCAGACAGAGACCCAGAGAUGAGGAUGAGCAUCUUCACAAUGCUUGCUAAAUUGCUUCUGGAUGCAGCCAACACACUGGAUUCCCAGGGGCAUUUCCGUGAUGAGUCAGAGAGGUUCCUGUGUGACAUCUUGCUUCCUAACCUGGUUUGGCACGCUGGUCGUACCGCUGCUGCUGUCCGCACCGCAGCCCUCAGCUGUGUGCUGGCCCUGCUGCACGGAGGGGCCAUCACACCUGGACAGCUGCUGUGUUUGGAGGACAAACUGAGUCCCCGGGUGCUGUCAGCUCUGGAAGAGGACUCUCAGACGGGCAGGCUGCUGGCUUGUCGUUCCCUGUCCGCCAUACUCAGGCUCAUAGGGACCAGUCUGCAGCCUGAGGCCCUCAACAAGGUCUACCCUGAGCUGCUGAAGCGCCUGGACGACAGCAGCGAGGAGGUGCGCGGUGUCGCCCUGCAGGCCUUGGGGCUGUGGCUGUCCAGCCUGACCAAAGAUUACAACCCUGAGCUCUUUGCUCCUCAUCUGCAGCUCCUCUUUCAGCAGCUCCUCCUGCACCUGGAUGACCCUGACAGCUCGGUGCAAGACCAAGUGCUCGAGAUCCUGAAGGCAGGCAGCUCAGUCCACCCGGCUCUUCUAAGGAGGGAGGUGGAGGUAGUGAGAGACAAACAGCGGAGUCCUCUCUACUGCGACCGGCUGCUCCAGCACAUCAGCUCGCUGCCCACAGAGCCCACAGCGGAGUGUCCUGAGUGACAGGAAGUUUGUGCCUUGAUUUAAAGAACUCUCUCACCUUAAAGUACAACAUCGAUGAACAACCUUUAACAGCAGGCUGAUAAUGACAUGAUCGAGCAUUUUUAGGUCUCCUUAAAUGAAGCUCAGUCAAUAUGUAGCUACUUGCCUUAAAUUCUUUAACCCUCAUGUGGGUGAGUAUAUGAGUGAUUUUAAGGUGAACUUUUCAGUGUGCCUUUUAAUGUCUCCUUUACCAUUUGUUUUUCUGCAUCUGUUCCUUUCAUUGCAUUCCUCUGGUUCUGAUGUUUUGUUUUACUGAAAAGAAACUGAUGUUUGAUGCACUGUGGUUUUGUUUAAAUGUUUUACCCAAACUCUCAGCACCCCUCUGAGUCUGCGAGAGGCUGGGCUAUGUGAUUGUUGUCUUCAAAAUAAAAGUGUUUUUUGUUUGUUUGUUAAGAAAGUUA